Molecule: messenger RNA, 420 nt
Organism: Neurospora tetrasperma FGSC 2508
Lineage: Eukaryota; Fungi; Ascomycota; Sordariomycetes; Sordariales; Sordariaceae
Exons: 3
Coding region: 1-420 (139 amino acids)
Source: RefSeq, a predicted model, not a curated record
AUGGCGUGUGCCCUGGUUACACAGAUCUCUGUUUUAAAGUUCAAGAAGCUCUCCGCGAAGGCCAAGGAACGUAGAGGUACCUCUAGUCUGAAUCCGGACCUUCCUACCGAGCGAGGUUAUCUUGCGGACGCUCAUCAACCAUCAGCUCAUCGCCUACCUUGCAUGGUCAUAGCCACCAACAACCAAGAAGCCUUGCCCUCACAAAAAGCUCUACGAAAGGAGAGGAAUAUCAGCGGGGAGGCCGGCGACAACAAGAAGCGCAAGAAGCACAACGGCGAGACCGCCGAGGAGAAGACUGAGCGCAAGAAGCAACAGAAGAGCCAGUUGGGAUCCUGGAGAUAUAGCGAUGGAGGAAACCGCUCGCUGGAGUUCGUCAGCGACCCUGUCACUUGUAGACCGCGGGGCAAGAAUCCAGGUUGA